Molecule: messenger RNA, 2019 nt
Organism: Heteronotia binoei (common prickly gecko)
Lineage: Eukaryota; Metazoa; Chordata; Lepidosauria; Squamata; Gekkonidae
Product: vomeronasal type-2 receptor 26-like
Exons: 6
Coding region: 1-2019 (672 amino acids)
Biological process (GO): G protein-coupled receptor signaling pathway
Cellular component (GO): membrane
Molecular function (GO): G protein-coupled receptor activity
Source: RefSeq, a predicted model, not a curated record
AUGUCAUUUCUACGGACCGCGACAACCAGCAAAUCAGACAAGUGCCCUCUGAGAGAUGCCCUUCCUGACCUCCAUGAGUUGUACCAGCCAGGGAACUUCCUCCUUGGUGGGAUUGUUUCUCAGAUCGGCUAUGUGUUUUGUGACCUGAACUUCAGGAAAAACCCUUCACCGGACUUGUUUGAGGUUCCCAAUGUCGUGACUAAGUUGUACCAGCAUGUCCUGGCCUUGGAAUUCGCUAUCAGUGAGGUCAAUGCGAAUACCCAGAUCCUACCCAAUAUCACACUUGGCGUCCACAUCUCUGAUAGCUAUUAUGAUGCAAGGGUGACCUAUCGCAGCUCUUUUGACCUUAUCUUCAAGAUACAUCGAAGCUUCCCAAAUUAUAUGUGUGACACUCAUAAAAACCUGAUGGCUGUCAUUGGCGGGCUUUCCUCUGAUACCUCCUUUCAAAUGGCAGACAUCUUUGGUCUUUAUAAGAUUCCACAGCUCACGUAUGGUUCAUUUGCCCUGGAGGAGAGGGAUACAAAACUGUUCCAUUCCUUUUACCGCAUGGUAUCAAAUGAUGAACUUCAGUACAUGGGGAUUAUCUGGCUGCUUCAGCAUUUUGGCUGGAUGUGGGUCGGGCUGUUUGCUGUGGAUAACGACAAUGGAGAACAUUUCUUGAGAGUCCUGGAGCCACUGCUUUCCAAACAUGGAAUCUGUUCCGCCUCCACUGAAAGAUGUCCAAAUACUCUCAGCUGGAACAACUUGAUUGCUGUGAAUGAUCUCCAUCCGGUCCUUCAAGGCAUUUUGUUUAAUAACUCAGAAGGAGAAGCCAUGUCUUUUAAUGCAAAGAGAGAAAUGGGAACUGGAUUUGACAUAACAAACUUCAUCACCUUCCCAAACAAGUCCUUUCUUAGAGUGAAAGUUGGAAGAGUGAAUCCCAAUGCUCUUGUAGGACAAGAAUUCAUCAUUCAAAAGGAAAUGAUUUCAUGGCCAAGGAAUAUGAGCCAAGGGGUGCCCCUUUCCUUGUGCAAUGAUUACUGCCCGCCUGGCUAUCACAAGAAGAAGAAGGAAGGGAAGAAAUUCUGCUGCUACGAUUGUGUUCCUUGUCCACCAGGGGAGAUUUCAAAUCAUGUGGAUAUGGAUGACUGCGUUCUAUGUCAGGAAAAUCAGCAUCCAAGCAAGGAUCAAGAUCAAUGUAUUCCCAAAAAGACAAACUUCCUAUCUUAUGAAGAACCUUUAGGGAUCUCUUUGACUUCCAUUGCUGUGACCUUAUCUGUAAUCACCCUGUUGGUUCUAGAAAUUUUUAUUAAGUACCAAGAUACCCCCAUUGUCAAAGCCAACAACCGAGAUCUCAGCUACACACUUCUGGUCGCCCUUCUGUUCUGUUUCCUCUGCUCUUUGCUUUUCCUUGGAAGACCAAGGAAGUUAACUUGCUGGCUCCAGCAACCUGCUUUUGGCAUCAUCUUCUCAGUGGCUGUUUCUUGUGUGUUGGCCAAAACCAUCACUGUGGUUGCAGCUUUCAUGGCCACCAAACCAGGGACCGAUGUGAGAAAGUGGGUGGGGAGAAGACUGAGCAAUUCUAUUGUCCUAUCCUCCUCACUUAUUCAAGCAGGUAUUUGCGUGAUGUGGCUGGGAACUUUCCCCCCUUUCCCAGAUUUAGAUGCACAGUCCUUGACUGAAGAGAUAGUGAUACAAUGCAAUCCAGGGUCUAUCACCAUGUUCUACAUGAUCCUCAGCUACAUGGGACUUCUUUCCAUUCUCAGUUUGACCGUGGCGUUCCUUGCUAGGAAUUUGCCAGACAGUUUCAAUGAGGCCAAGUUCAUCACCUUCAGUAUGCUGAUAUUUUUCAGUGUUUGGUUGUCUUUUGUUCCAACCUACCUGAGCACCAAAGGAAAAUACAUGGUAGCUGUGGAGAUCUUCUCCAUCUUGGCCUCUAGCAGUGGCUUACUAUGCUUUAUCUUUUUCCCAAAAUGUUACAUUAUUCUGCUAAGGCCUCAACUGAAUCACAGGAAACAGCUAAUUAGGAGAAAUACUUAG